This is a messenger RNA of Vitis vinifera (wine grape), 963 nucleotides long. RefSeq names its product phloretin 4'-O-glucosyltransferase. The record is from RefSeq and is a predicted model, not a curated record. NCBI's taxonomy places the organism in Eukaryota, Viridiplantae, Streptophyta, Magnoliopsida, Vitales, Vitaceae. Gene Ontology annotation, molecular function: UDP-glycosyltransferase activity.
AUGUCGAACCCCCACAUCCUCAUUGUAACGCUUCCCGUACAAGGCCACAUCAAUCCAACUCUCCAACUAGCUAAGCUCCUCAUACGUGCUGGUGCCCAUGUCACCUUUUUCCCUAGCGCUUCCGCCGGUUCCCGUAUGUCCAAGUCCCCAAACCUGGAUGGAUUAGAGUUUGCCACUUUCUCGGAUGGCUAUGACCAUGGCCUCAAACAAGGCGAUGAUGUCGAGCACUUCGUGUCCCAGCUUGAGCGUCUCGGGUCCCAAGCUCUUAUUGAGCUUAUCAUGGCCGGUGCCAACGAAGGUCGUCCCUUUGCUUGCUUACUCUAUGGUAUCCAAUUUCCAUGGGUAGCAGAGGUGGCCCAUAGCAUUCUCCCCUUGCUUAACAGCAGUGAUCUUCCCUCCUUUUUAAUCCCCCAAAAAGGGAAUAAGUACAAAUUUGUCCUCCCAAUGUUUCAGAAGCACCUAGAGAUGCUCAACUGUGAAAGCAACCAGAAAGUACUGGUAAACAGCUACGAUGCACUAGAAUCUGAGGCCCUAGGAGCUAUCAACAAGUUUAACUUGAUGGGAAUUGGACCCUUGAUUCCGUCCGCUUUCCUGGAUGGAAAAGAUCUAUCCGAUACUUCAUUUGGAGGCGAUCUUUUCCGCUGUUCAAAGGACUAUAUCCAGUGGCUGAACUCAAAGCCUGAAUCUUCUGUCAUUUAUGUAUCAUUUGGAAGCCUGUCCGUGUUGUCAAAGCAACAGUCAGAGCAGAUUGCUCGCGGGCUGCUGGAUGGAGGACGGCCUUUCCUGUGGGUCAUACGAGUUAAGGAAAAUGAAGAAGAAAAGACACUGAGUUGCCAUGAAGAGUUGGAACAGCAAGGAAUGACAGUACCGUGGUGUUCUCAAGUUGAGGUUUUGUCACAUCCAUCAGUGGGAUGUUUUGUGUCACACACUGGGUGGAAUGAGGUUAUAAAACAAGGUUACUAG